AAGCUCAAGCCACGGAAGGCCGCCAUCAAGUUGACGCCCACGGCUGUCGACCACCUUCGCGCGCUACUCGACCAGCCCGAGCCACAGCUGAUCAAGAUUGGUGUGCGCAACCGUGGUUGCAGCGGCCUGGCCUACAACCUCGAAUACGUGCAGAAGCCUGGUCCGUUUGAUGAAGAGGUUGAGCAGGACGGCGUCAAAGUCUUGAUUGACAGCAAGGCGCUAUUCAGUAUCAUCGGCAGCGAGAUGGACUGGGUCGAGGACAAGCUCAACCAGCGCUUUGUGUUCCACAAUCCGAACAUCAAGGAAGAAUGCGGCUGCGGAGAGUCGUUUAUGGUGUAG
This is a messenger RNA of Microdochium trichocladiopsis, 339 nucleotides long. RefSeq lists its product as uncharacterized. Gene Ontology annotation, biological process: iron-sulfur cluster assembly. The record is from RefSeq and is a predicted model, not a curated record. Gene Ontology annotation, cellular component: cytoplasm; mitochondrion. Lineage: Eukaryota; Fungi; Ascomycota; Sordariomycetes; Xylariales; Microdochiaceae. The annotation marks the transcript as partial. Gene Ontology annotation, molecular function: 2 iron, 2 sulfur cluster binding. The transcript has 2 exons.